AGAGAGAGAGAGAGAGAGAGAGAGAGAGAGAGAGCGAGGGAGGGAGAUACAGAGAUACAUACAGUGAAAUCAUAUGAAAGGUGCUAAGGCCGGAAGUGUUCGGAAAGAGGAAGUUGAGAGUUGUGAGUCAGAGACAAGAAAUUGUUGUGAAGACAGAGAUACACUCAGAGAAACAAGGCAUGAACAAAUUAGAGUAAGUAUGGUGGAGUGGAAAAAAGGACAGAGGUAAAAAUAAAAAACAACGAAUGAAACUGAACUGGAAAACACAACAAAAAGACAACAAGUGAAGAGGAAAGGAGAAGGCUGAACAUUGCGACAGAUGACAGAGUCGGAUAUGAGAAAACGCUGUGUCGGCACUCUUCUGGUCCUCAUGCUGAUACAGACAGGCAUGACAGACAGUGGGAUUUCUGUAUCUCACAAAUGGCAUGGAGAUCACCUAUCUAUCACCUGUCGUCUCAUGGGGGACAAAGACAUUGUUUCUCAGAUCAACUGGGAGAUGACCAGCAGUUCGAACCACACCACCACCAGAUUGAAACUGGGCAUCUUCCACCCCGUGUUUGGUACCUACGUGGUCCCGGAGUACAACGAUACUGUGGAGAUCCAGGGUAACGCCUCCAGCGGCCAUUACACGCUCAGGCUGAGAGGUAGCACUGUGUUGGAGGAGAGUCAGUUCUGCUGUAAAUUCAUGACCUUUCCCUCUGGAGGGCUGGAGCAGUGUACAAAUACCAAGAUUAAUGAAAGCACAGAGGAGGCCCAGGUGUCAGAAGGCCCACAGGGUUUACUAGAGGAGAGACAAGUGGAGCAGUGGGCUCUGCUAGUAAUGGGACCUACCAUCUGUCUCCUCAGUAUCGCAAUCUCUCUCUACUACUGCUUGAAGUAUUGCUGCAGACACUGCUGCCGCAGGAGGAGAGUGUUCAAGGUGGAGACUUAUCUGACAGACCAGCACACAGACUCGGAGGAGGUCACAGAGGAGCCACCCCAUCAACCCCCCUUCCCUCACCCCCUCCCCUCCAGCUCCAGGGUUUUGACCCCUCUAAGCUCUACACUAAGAUCAAGCAGGACCUGCUGUAUGGACGACUGUGGAAGGCCUACCAGGGGACAGCUAAGGCCUGGGGCCCCACAACACAGCAGGGUCCAUACCAGCAAGGGCCACAACAAGGGACAGAACUAGGGCCACAAAAGGUCUAUUUUCUUCUGGGGGAUCAUCGGGUGUCACAGAGAGAGGAACCAGAAGAACCAGAACUAGAACCUAAUCUAGAACAAGAACAAGACCCUCAACCAACCCUUGAAGGAACCGUGGAACCACAGACUGAGCCUGAACCUAU
Molecule: messenger RNA, 1325 nt
Organism: Oncorhynchus gorbuscha (pink salmon)
Lineage: Eukaryota; Metazoa; Chordata; Actinopteri; Salmoniformes; Salmonidae
Product: immunoglobulin domain-containing protein
Exons: 7
Coding region: 320-1171 (283 amino acids)
Biological process (GO): positive regulation of type II interferon production; positive regulation of mast cell activation; positive regulation of Fc receptor mediated stimulatory signaling pathway
Cellular component (GO): external side of plasma membrane
Source: RefSeq, a predicted model, not a curated record